Phytophthora nicotianae INRA-310 is the source of this 837-nucleotide messenger RNA. RefSeq lists its product as hypothetical. Bases 1 to 837 code for a protein of 278 amino acids. Lineage: Eukaryota; Oomycota; Peronosporomycetes; Peronosporales; Peronosporaceae. The record is from RefSeq and is a predicted model, not a curated record. The transcript has a single exon.
AUGGAACCACGCUCAAGCGUACCCAACAACACCUCGAAGCAGCAGAGUCCGGUCCGUACGGUCCAAGAUCCCGACGUGCACGGGCUGAUCGUGCUCUCGGACCCGUUUGAACUGUUCGAGGGGACGCAAAUAGUCUCGAGUGCGUCCGCUCACGCAAGGGGCAGUCGGAACUCCGAUGCGAGCUUCGAGCGACUGGAUCGGCUCGAAGGACUCCUUGAAGGGCUGGUACAGCAACAAACCGAGUUUUUGGUCAAUCAGAGGCGACUUGAAGGUCAGCUGAAGAGUCACGCCGAAGAGUCGCGCACGCCACCCUCCGAGAAUUCGUACGACGGGUCCAACGCGUCCACUGGCUUCAUCAGAGCGCGCGACCGUAGGAUGAGAAUGGGGUCAUUAGACGCACCGAGACCCACUGCUGCUCCGACUGCACCUAUGCGCACACCUCUGCAGUACCAGCCGCCGCAACAACAACAACAGGUGCCGCCACCGCACGUGGAGCAACCGGUCUUGCUACCGGUUAACUUCGGUGUCAAGAUCCAAAAACCGAGGAACCUGGAUUGGCCGAAGUUCUCCGGGAAGGAGACGUACGCGGCUAUUGGAGCCGACUUCAAGUCGUGGGGACUGCGGUUCCUUCAGCGACUCGGUGCUGCACAGCAGAUGAGCGGCGGGGACUGGCCUGCGGAGUUCAAGAUACUCACGCUUAACGGUAAACUGGAUGGCACCGCGCUCGUGUACUUCGAGAAGAUGCUGCCCGGCUGGACGGUAGUGUCGAACUCGCUUGAAUACGUCAUAAACAACAUGUUGAUACGCCGAUCCCGUCAGCGAAGGGCAUUGAGUUGA